AUGACCAAACACCCCUGCCUGUGUUCGAGUACGCAAGAUCCCAAGGGUCGUGCUCUUUUUGUCGGCAUCGGUAAGCACUACAACUCCGUAGACCAUAUAUGGCAACUGAUUGCUGUGGAAGGCUCGCGUCAAGGUAUAAGAUCUGACAUGAGUAAUCGAGUUCCGAAGCAACAGAUAUUUAGCAAUACAUGGGCGUCUUCAUACGCCACAGCCGCUUCCAAGGAGCUGAGAUACAAGUAG
Messenger RNA from Trichoderma harzianum CBS 226.95, 240 nucleotides. RefSeq lists its product as hypothetical. Lineage: Eukaryota; Fungi; Ascomycota; Sordariomycetes; Hypocreales; Hypocreaceae. Bases 1 to 240 code for a protein of 79 amino acids. The transcript is spliced from 2 exons. The record is from RefSeq and is a predicted model, not a curated record.